CCUACUAAAACAACAGCUGAGAUGCCCCUCCAAGCUUUGGGCGUUGAGAAUGCAUUUGUGUGAACCACUCUUGUGUUUUGGGCCUUUGCCAGCAUGCUGAUUCCAUUCAUACAAUGCAAGUACAGCAUCCAUUAAAGCACCAAUCAUUGGAGAGAUCUUGCAUUUGAGUGACAGGCCCAUGUGAGUCACUUGUAUAAAUUUAAAUGUGCUAUUUUGGGGCUGAGGAGGGGGCUAAGCAGGCAUAGCAUGCGCCUGGGUCUCUCUUUCCCUCUCCGAGGAGUUUGUGAGAGGAGCUACUCAAGUUUUUGUACGGUGGAUUACGAAGACUUUUCUCCUGUCACAAAGUAUAAAAUAUGGGGUGUUGUUUCAGCAAAGAGCUGAAUCCUAACUUGGUCAGCGAGAGAACGAGUCUCCUUCAAGCCACGAUUCCUAAUGGGUCCACAGUAAAAGUCUGUGUGGGGUCUGUUGCCGAUCUGAUCGAAGAGAAGUCUUCUCAAAAUGGGAACGUGAACGCUGCUAUGGAUGCCAGUUGUGACGGUUCCAGGCCAAACUUGUCAGCAAGUCUCAACGUCAUUAAAGAGGGGGGAAGCAGCGUGCAGGAAGGUACAGCAUUUUGGGACGCACCUGCCAAUGACCCACCCAUCAACGAGUCUAUGGUCCAAAAAGUGAAUGCAGAUGAAUUGGGGAAAGAUAUUGGCAAUGGCAAAAUUAGGGAAAUGGAAACCCUUGACAUUGUGAAACAAAGAAUAGCCGAAACUGCCAUAACGAGGGCGAAAUGGUUUUGUGAAGGUCAACAGUCUCAUUUUCAAGAUUUAACUGGGAGCAAGAGCGAGAGAGGAGAAAAUCAGUCAUGCAUUUUAAAGGAUCAAGACUUGGGCAUCUCUAUCAAUGUAAAAGAGGAACAAGUAAUCACGCCGGGAGAUAUGGACAGUGAACAAUCAAAUCAUGCGUCCACUUCAAAUCAAGUCACCUCUGUGCUCAGUAAAUGCUCUGGGAGACCAGCAAAGCCGUAUGACUCAGCGGAGGGAAAUUCUGAGCUGGUGUUUACCAACCGUGGCUUUAAAAAAGAACAGAGUUUCUACAGCAUUUGCUUGAUCGAUUUGGAGGAUCUCGGGAGUGAGUGUGGGCAUCAGUCUGUGACAGAGGCUGACGCAAACAGGUACGCAAGUACACCAGCUGUCUCUGAAAAGGCUUUGUUUGAUAAUUCAUUACUCCCAGAGGACCACAGAAUAUCAGAUUCAGGCCAUUUGUGUAAAAUUACAGCAACACAACAAACAGUAAAAUGCCCCAUGGAAAGAAGCGUAGCAGAGUGUUCUACAAGUCUACCAAAUAAAGAAAAUGCCCUCCCAAAUUCUCCUAAAUUAUCUCCUGACCAGGAAAAUAAAAGACCUUUAUCUGAAAAUGUUUCCAGUCCUUGUAAAGAUACAGACAACAACACGUGUGCAAUUGAAAACAUUUGCGAAGGGCAUGGCCAUGAGGAAGAAAGUCAUGUUGCCUGUGUUUCCUAUACUUUAGAGGAUGUCAUUGAUUAUGGCUCUCUGAAUGUGCUGGAACAAAAUGGACUGGUGUCUAUCAUGAAGUCAAGUCCAGAUGCCACAUGGUCACAGGGGGCUUUUGGUGACCUACUUAAAAACCGGCAAGAUCCAAACGGUAUCUCUGGUUACAGGGGAACAGAUUUGGAGCAUGCCAAUGAAAUAAAUAUGGACAACAAAGAUUUGGAUGGAUGCCAGUUGAGACCACCUCAGCAAAACUUCAGUGAUCCUUCGGAUGAUAUUGGAAAGUUUAAGGUUGAAUCUGAGAAAAAACACAGUUUAAGUAAAAGUGCUGAUUGUAGAGAAUCCAUUCAUGUACAUGAUAUUGAUGAUUCAAUUUCUUCACUUAGUGACCGAACAGAUGGUAUAUUGGGCUUAAAUGCAACCAUUGUGGAAUCUGAUCACUGUACUUCCAAGAAUUCCCAGACUGAGGAAGCUACCAAGAACCCACCUCUUGAUAUGUUACACUCUGCUUCUGCAUCAGAAUUCUUAGAUAAGACAUCUCAAGCCGGUGAACAUUAUAAGCAAUGUUGUAAACCUCCCCUGGUUACAGAUACAUCAGACAGCUUGGAUGAGGCCAUGUCAAAUCCUGGCCAGUGUGGUAUAUUACCAAUUGAAGGGAAUACAGCCAAGUCUGAUAUCUUCAAGGUCGGUGAAGCGCGGGAAUAUUCCAGGAAUCUGUCUCAUGCAGAUAUAGAAGAAAUUCAAACAGGUGCACACUUUGCAGGAAAUGUUGAAGAAGAAAAGAUAGGAUUGACUUCAAACAAAGACGUCUACACUUGCAAUAAUUUUCCCAGUGACCAGACAAAGAUUGUGUCAGAAUCUUGUGACUUUCCAAACAAGGAACCAAAUGUAAAUUUCGCAAGUGGUAAACCAUGUGCAAGCGGCAUGCCUACAGAUGCUUCUGUGGACACCUCGGACGUCGAACUGGAAAACGGUGCAGAAGGUGAUCAAAAUAUAACCGUUUCUUCUAUUGUUGAUGUUUUUUCCAUCAACAGUUUGCCUACGACUGAUUCCGACUGUCAUGUGAAGAAAGAACUUUCUCAAAGAAAUGCCACCCAGGUUGAAGAACCAUGCAGUAGCAUCUAUAAUAAUGUAAAUUUUGCAAGUGGUGAACCAUGUGCAAGUGGCAUGCCUACGGAUGCUUGUGUGGACACCUCAAACGUCCAACUGGAGGUCACUGGUAAAUGCGAUAUAAACGGUGUGGAAGGUGAUCAGAAUAUAAACGUUUCUUCUAUUGUUGAUGUUUUCCACAUCAACAGUUUGCCUAAGGUUGAUUCUGACUGUCGUGUGGAGAAAGAUCUUUCUCAAAACAAUGCCUCCCAGGUUGAAGAACCAUGCAAUAGCAUCUAUAAUAAUGUAAAUUUUGCAAGUGGUGAACCAUGUGCAAGUGGCAUGCCUACGGAUGCUUGUGUGGACACCUCAAACGUCCAACUGGAGGUCACUGGUAAAUGCGAUAUAAACGGUGUGGAAGGUGAUCAGAAUAUAAACGUUUCUUCUAUUGUUGAUGUUUUCCACAUCAACAGUUUGCCUAAGGUUGAUUCUGACUGUCGUGUGGAGAAAGAUCUUUCUCAAAACAAUGCCUCCCAGGUUGAAGAACCAUGCAAUAGCAUCUAUAAUAAUGUAAAUUUCACAAGUGGGGAACCAUGUGCAAGUGGCAUGCCUACGGAUGCUUCUGUGGAUACCUCAAACGUCCAACUGGAGGUCACUGGUAAAUGUGAUGAAAACAGUGCAGACGGUGAUCAAAAUAUAACCGUUUCUUCUAUUGUUGAUGUUUUUUCCAUCAACAGUUUGCCUACGACUGAUUCCGACUGUCAUGUGAAGAAAGAACUUUCUCAAAGCAAUGCCACCCAGGUUGAAGAACCAUGCAGUAGCAUCUAUAAUAAUGUAAAUUUCGCAAGUGGUGAACCAUGUGCAAGCGGCAUCCCUACGGAUUCUUCUGUUGAUACCUCAAACGUCGAACUGGAGGUCACUGGUAAAUGCGAUAUAAACGGUGCAGAAGGUGAUCAAAAUAUAACCGUUUCUUCUAUUGUUGAUGUUUUUUUCAUCAACAGUUUGUCUACGUCUGAUUCUGACUGUCGUGUGAAGGAAGAUCUUUCUCAAAGCAAUGCCACCCAGGUUGAAGAACCAUGCAAUAGCAUCUAUAAUAAUGUAAAUUUCGCAAGUGGUGAACCAUGUGCAAGUGGCAUGCCUACGGAUGCUUGUGUGGACACCUCAAACGUCCAACUGGAGGUCACUGGUAAAUGCGAUAUAAACGGUGCGGAAGGUGAUCAGAAUAUAAACGUUUCUUCUAUUGUUAAUGUUUUUCACAUCAACAGUUUGCCUAAGGUUGAUUCUGACUGUCGUGUGGAGAAAGCUCAUUCUCAAAGCAAUGCCACCCAGUUUGAAGAACCAUGCAAUAGCAUCCAUAAUAAUGUAAAUUUCGCAAGUGGUGAACCAUGUGCAAGCGGCAUGCCUACGGAUUCUUCUGUGGAUACCUCCAACGUCGAACUGGAGGUCACUGGUAUAUGUGAUGAAAACGGUGCAGACGGUGAUCAAAAUAUGACCGUUUCUUCUAUUGCGGAUGUUUUUUCCAUCAACAGUUUGUUUAAGACUGAUUCUGACUGUCGUGUGGAGAAAGAUCAUUCUCAAAGCAAUGGCACCCAGGUUGAAGAACCAUGCAAUAGCAUCUAUAAUAAUGUAAAUUUCGCAAGUGGGGAACCAUGUGCAAGCAGCAUGCCUACAGAUUUUUCUGUGGAUACCUCAAACAUCGAACUGGAGGUCACUUGUAUAUGUGAUGAAAACAGUGCAGACGGUGAUCAAAAUAUAACCGUUUCUUCUAUUGUUGAUGUUUUUUCCAUCAACAGUUUGUCUACGACUGAUUCUGACUGUCGUGUGAAGAAAGAUCUUUCUCAAAGCAAUGCCACCCAGGUUGAAGAACCAUGCAUCUAUAAUAAUGUAAAUCCAGAAAGUGUGGCAUUGAGUUAUUUAAUACAGGUGGGAACUGAAUUGCCUACAGCAGCACAGGACCAAGUCAUGGACAAUGAAAUAGGAGAGACCUGUUUACAACAUAAAUCACACAUUGCUGGCGAUUGCCUCAGUGAGGAUGAACAGAAGGGACUGAAUGAGGUUUGUUUAUGUGCAGAUGAUGGCAAAACUAAAGGAGAAAUAUCAGAAACACAGAGACCGAAUUCUGAGAUGCCUAGUUGCCUAAAUGAUGUUAUAUCCUACAAUGACUGUUUAAAGUCUCUGUGUUUUGCUCAGAGUGCUAUACAAACAACGCUUGCUGUACAAGCAUUUGAUUUCAUGAAAAAUGAUUGCCAGGACCCUGCUUCAGGGCAGCCUGCCAAUGACAUGCAAAGAUCUUCAAUUACACACAGUCAGGAGCAUGGAGACCUUCGAGACACGUGCCUGAUCGGCUCUGAAAUGGGAGGAGCUGUUAUUGACUCCAGCGUUCCUCUCCUGAGUACUGCAAACCUGUCACUUGAAACUAGAGAGGAGCAGUCAUGUGCCAUACAAGGCCUUGAAAGCAAUUAUGAAUCCGUCGAGAGCUCUCCACCUACUGUUCCUCGUGGUGCCCAACUUGGAACAUGUGACUCUUCUGCUUGCAAUCUUCGAGCUCUUGACUUUGUGCAGUCUGAUUUGAAAACUAUUGUUGAUAUGGAUGAUGUGGUUAAUUUUGUAAAUAACGCAAUCCCGUUACCGGUUGAACCCGACCAAGUUGACAUUCAUGCCACAACACCAUCUUACGAGAUACAUUUGCUUAAUAAUGGCCAAUUCACAGUCCCUGUGCAGUUAGAAAAGCCUCAGGACUUGAUCAGCACGGACGAAUUGGAGGGUGAGCAAGGCAUGCUGAACAUGGUGACUAACCUUCUUGGGAAAUCAGAGUUGAGCGAUGAUAUGGACUGUACUCGCUGCCUUCCGGCAUGGGCUGAAGAUCCACAUGCCCUGUUUUCUGAUAACCCCAUAGAGUCAUGUGCUUUGGUGUCAGCAUGGGACCAGGCUGUUUGUGGGACGAAUAUUCAACAGGAUUGUGAAUCUGACUCGGCCGAAUCAGAAGAUUUCCAGACUUCGAUGCCGUUUAUAGCACCCUACCCUUAUAACCUAUUAGUAAAUGAUGGAUCUUGUGUUUGGGACUGGCAUAAUACUUACAGUGAACUUGAAUCUUCCAAGAUCUCCGACCUCAAUCCCAAUGCGAAGGCAUGGGCCAAUUACAUGCCUAAACCACAGGCCUCUGCUCCAACCUGCACGAAUUCUCAGCAGUCAUGGGUAGAAGCGGCCGAUGACCCAUCAGACAGCAUCUCAGGAGGUUAUAAUAACAGUGAAGACAAAGGGAACUGGAAUGAGGAACAGCAGGUAUCUACCUCUGUAGAGCUGCCAUUUGCAGCGCAGCCAGAAUCGGUGUACAUGGGAAGCUCAGCCAGUGAGAAGGGCAUUGUGUCAAACCAGAACACAAGUAUGAAAGGAGUAGAUGACUCUGACUCCUCCAGGCAGCUCGAGGACCUUCGAGAACAACUGAAGGCAACAUUGGAGUUUUGCCUGUCUAGGGAGAAUCUAGCAAAUGAUAUGUACCUCAUCUCACAAAUGGACAGCGACCAGUAUGUGCCAAUAGUGACCUUAGCAAACCUCGAUCAAAUCAAGAAACUCACCACUGAUGUGGAUCUCAUUGCAGACAUCUUAAAAGCGUUGCCCCUCGUCCAAGUGGACAAAUGUGGAGAGAAAGUACGGCCCAAUCAGAACCGUUGUAUUGUAAUUCUCAGAGAAGUUCCUGAGGCCACUCCUGUGGAGGAAGUUGAAGCACUCUUUAAGAGUGAUAACUUACCCAAAUUCAUCAAUUGUGAGUUUGCCUACAACGACAACUGGUUUAUCACCUUUGAAUCGGAGGCAGAUGCUCAGCUGGCAUAUCAGUAUCUGAGAGAAGAUGUGAAAACUUUUCAAGGAAAGCCGAUUAAGGCUAGAAUAAAGGCUAAGGCCAUUGCCGUCAAUACCUUUAUCCCAAAGAACGGGUAUCGGCCGGUGGACGUGUCCUCUAAUGUCCAACAACGCUACACCCCCUACUACGUCCCACCAGUGUAUGGAGCACAACAACAAUUUCCUCUUUACCGGCUGGUGACGCCGCAGGGCUGGUCCGCUACCCAAAACUAUUUAGACCAUACACUGGUUACUCCAUUUCCCAGCCCUGCGUUUAUUAAUGGCUUUGCUGGAACACCGACUUUUAAAUCGGCCACUUCUCCACUAACUGUCAGACCGUAUGUACCUCGAAACAGGAACCACAACAAAACACAAAUUCGACUGACAUCAGAACGUGGAACCACACUGCUGGAGAACCCUGCUGCUUUCACUACCUUUCAUACGGAGAGAGUUCCCAACGGGACACGCCCUCCACAGGCUCAUCACUUGGGUAGCCGGCCUCGAUUACCAAGCGGUCCUGGCUAUCCUCGACGGGACCAAGUGGGAAGUGGCCGGAUGGAGGUGAACGGGGCAGAUUAUUCUCUAAAUGCUGGACGUGGAAGAAGAGGCGGCUAUGGGUACAGAAAAAGACGAGAUGACAGCAAGUUCCCAAGAGCAGCCACGCAGUCGCCCCCUUCCGUUCAGGAGCGCGCUCCCUCCCCCAGUUUUGAGCUGGGACUGUCCAGCUUUCCUCCUCUGCCCGGAGCCGCAGGAAAUCUAAAGCCUGAAGUAAAAACUGAAAACAGCCUUGAGAACCGACUGUCUGACAUCGUCACGGGAGCAGUGAAGGAUAAGUCUCUAAAUAAGGAUGUGAUCACCAGCCGUGUGAUCUCCGGGACCUCCAAAGAAUCCGUGCAGGCUGUUCCUGCUCCUCCCGCUGCUAAGAUCUCGGUGGACCAGAAACACUCACCCUCUCCAGCUCCUACAAUCCUGACACCUGUAGAACAACCUAAAGAGACGCAGACGCCUGCAGAGAAAUGCUCAGUUACACUCGCUGCUAAAACCGCACCACCGAGCAAUCCAGUGACGGAACCCCGAAAGCCAAGCUAUGCAGAGAUCUGUCAGAGGAUAAGAGAGGCACCCACGCAGCAGCCAACAGAUCCCCGACCUCACGGCUCCACCGCCGAUGACAUCAAAACCCCAGAUUCAGCAGAACACAAAUCCCGAGAAUCUGUGACCGCCAGAGAGACACUGAAGGCCGUUGGAGAUCGAGGGACCGGGGGCACAACUUCCUUCCACCAAUCCUGAGUGUUCGGCUCUGCUUCUGCGACUGAACGGGAACAAACUGUUUGUCAGGGCUGCUCAUGUCCCUGCCAACUCACCAUCUCUUUAGGAGUACACGCAUCGACAGCUUGUCACUGGAAUCAGGGCCUAUAGACAAAAGCACUUGUGCGGAAGGGUUCUCUGAAAAAUUUUUGUUCGUCCAUAAUCGUUUUGUUUCUCAUUUAUGUUUGUUUGUUUUCAAAGGAAAAUGGAUUAGUGAACCAGCACCAGUUGGAGAGUAACUAUUUAAAUACGUUAUGACGGAGCUCAUGCUUUUUUUGUCGUUUAAAUAGAGACGUUGGGAGGAAAUACUGAUUAUUGAAUAUAGUGCUGAUCCUGAAACACUUUUUUUUGUUUUCUUUUUUUUUUAACUGAUAUGUAUAUAAUUUUGUUAACAUGUUAAGUGUCUCGGUACCACCGUCACCGUGUGCGUUCUCUACGUGGCGGUCCCAGCCAUUACAAAUGCAUGAGUGAGACUUUCGUGUAUAAAUCCGUUUUGUGUUUUUAUGUUUGGAUGUUCCAGCACUGGAGUGAUGUUUUUGAGCUCUGAAUUGUUUUUUUUUUUACAUGCUAAUCCUUUAUCAGUUGUACUGAUGUGAUAUUGUAAGCAGGUGUUUGUAUACCUGUUUUUGUGUGCAUGCUUUUUUAUGUUGUUCAUUUUUUUCUCUCUCUUUUCUUUUAAUCCUUUUAAUGGCACACAUUAUAAUUUCUCUACUCGCCAUUGUUUGAAGAAAAUCCAAUCCGAUGCCUCGGCAUUCAAUUCCGGAAGAUCUUUACACAGCUAAAUCCUCAGGUUUUGAGGGUGAAAUGUCUUCAUGUGCCUAUUCUGCUGUGAUCUGAACUGAAUAUAGAUGGCUAUCUUUGCUUCUUAGCUUUGUUUGUUUGUUUCGUUUGUUAUCCUGGUGUGGUGCUACGGUUCGUCACUUGGUUAAUUCGGUGCUUUGUCUAAGAAGAAGGAGGGAAAGACACCAACAUGCACCAAUGUCUAUCCUGUGAUCUUCACCCAUUCGCUUUCAUAUCACCACAUAAAUAUAUAAAACUUGGAAUCGUGUACAUUUAUAUAGUGACGUAUACAUAAGAGCAAAAGAUCUGAGCCUUCAGCACACAUAGACCAGAGCUGUUUCGUGGGUUUUUUCCAUUAUGCAUACUUUGUUUCAGUGUACAUCUCACACUUGACGUGCCCUCGUUCAUGCAUAUUCUGUUCGUUGGUUAUUAGUUCAGUUAAUUGGUUUGCAUUAACGUUUGUAAUCGUUUUGGUCCGAGCAAGACGGACAGUUAUUUUGAUGUCUUCCUGCAGCGUGGAGCACGUGCAGAACGCUUUGAGAUGUUCGUCAUGGUCUAUUGUUUAUAUUCUCUUGUAUCUACCCGGUGACUCAUUUUUGUUUUCCUCUCUUAAACAAAAAAAUCUUUUCUUUUUUGUUUUGACUCUCCGAAUGCAAUUAAUCACUUUUCCAUCAAUAAAUGAAGCAUACUGUGGUUCAAAUAAUAAAGGUUUCAUUACACAAACCUUUAAGAUGUUGAAAAAAAUGUAAACAACAAGAAACAUCACAUAUAAGUUGACAGUGUUUAAAAAAAACUUGAAUUUUAUUUAAACUUGAAAAAAAAAGUCUCUGCCUUAACUUUUUAGAUGACAGUUUGGAGUUUUUCUUUCAAUUCCAAAAGUGUACAUAACGGGACGAUGUAGUGGAGGCAUCACAGCGCCUUGAUCACUGCGUUUGUGUAGCACAAUACUUUUGGGGUUGAGAUGGGAUUAUCGUUUUGUUCACCUCUGUGUAAAUGCUUGUAGUCUAAACUGUAGUACAUGUAUACACUAGUAUGUGUGUGCUUUUUCUGUACAGAUGUAAAUAAUUGGAAAAUGUUAAAAAGGUACCCUAAAAUUGGUUAUGAGAAAAUGUAUGGAAAAAAAUAAUAAAUGUUCAGGAAAAAUCGGA
This is a messenger RNA of Paramisgurnus dabryanus, 9655 nucleotides long. RefSeq names its product La ribonucleoprotein 4B (gene larp4b). Gene Ontology annotation, molecular function: mRNA 3'-UTR binding. Gene Ontology annotation, biological process: positive regulation of translation. Gene Ontology annotation, cellular component: cytoplasmic stress granule; cytosol. The record is from RefSeq and is a predicted model, not a curated record. NCBI's taxonomy places the organism in Eukaryota, Metazoa, Chordata, Actinopteri, Cypriniformes, Cobitidae.